This is a messenger RNA of Aspergillus saccharolyticus JOP 1030-1, 967 nucleotides long. RefSeq lists its product as uncharacterized. NCBI's taxonomy places the organism in Eukaryota, Fungi, Ascomycota, Eurotiomycetes, Eurotiales, Aspergillaceae. Gene Ontology annotation, biological process: chromatin remodeling. The transcript is spliced from 2 exons. The record is from RefSeq and is a predicted model, not a curated record. Bases 282 to 833 code for a protein of 183 amino acids. Gene Ontology annotation, cellular component: Ino80 complex.
GGAUCAUGAUCAGAUCUAUUUCAUGGUUUCAGCUUGAACUUUGGAAAGAUUCUCUGCUCCUCACUUUCCUCCUACAGUUAUUUUUGGUAUUGGUUUAGUGGUGCAGUUCUAUCAGUGCCAUCAUACAGGGGCCUUAGUCAAUCCGCACAUGCUUCCGGACCAAACUUCUACACUUUCCUUCAGAACCAUCUCCAACCUUCGCAACCACGCAAUCUGCUCCUGGCUUACGACAGCUUCUCGAUACCAUCAACAGACCGAGCGAACUGAAUACAGCAUUCAUCAUGGCUCCUCUGACGCCGGCAGACAGCGAGAAACACCAGCAGCUUCUGGACCGCCUCGACAUCGCGCACGUCCAACGCCCAUUCCGCAACCCACACUGGAAGCCCUCCCAACGCCGCAACAAGAACGUCAAGCAGCUUAUUUCUGAAAGCUCACGAAAGGAGGCCUCAGUGAUGGCCACGCAGACCAACUCCGGGGCCUCCACGCCGCUCCCCGCCAGCACCGAUGGCAGCCAGACCCCUGCCGAGGGCGGUUCACGAACCAAUAUCGCGCAAGCCGCGCAGAACCUCUCCACGCUGGUGCUGGAAAAGAACGCUCGCGCAGCCUUUUCGGGUCCAACCGUGACCUACACCAACAUCGAGUCGGCCCCUUCGCUGAACCCCUCCCAGCAGACCCGAUACUGCGACAUCACCGGGCUGCCGGCCCCAUACACGGAUCCCAAGACGAGAUUACGCUACCAUGACAAGGAAGUUUUCGGCGUGGUCCGCACGCUGGGCCAGGGGGUCCCAGAGAGUUAUCUGGAACUGAGGGCCGCGCACGUCGUGCUCAAAUGAGGUGACAACUUACGAUGGUUACGAAAUGUUCGAUUCUAGGCGCAAUGGUUCUCUUCUAGUAUGGGAUAUAAUAAUGUACGACCAACACAGUCAAGCGAUUCCACCCACCUGCCCCUCUCGAGACAGGUUCAAGG